Drosophila albomicans is the source of this 627-nucleotide messenger RNA. It is a transcript of the gene Lk, whose product is annotated as leucokinin. Bases 1 to 627 code for a protein of 208 amino acids. NCBI's taxonomy places the organism in Eukaryota, Metazoa, Arthropoda, Insecta, Diptera, Drosophilidae. The record is from RefSeq and is a predicted model, not a curated record. The transcript has a single exon.
AUGUGCCAAUUGCCUGCACAGUUGCUCAUUGCUAAUCUACGAGUACACGCCAUAUUUCCUAUUGUGUCAAGUGUAUUCCAACGAGGAUUAAUCCCAGCGAAAAGACUCAGAAUGUUGCAAAUUUGGCGUGUGCUCUUGCUGUUGGCCAUCUGCAGGCAAUCCUAUGCGCUGCCCACGAACCCAUCUACGGAUCAGCAGCUGAACACCUGUGAGCUCCAGCUGGCCAAGUAUCGCAAGUUCAUACUCCAGGCUAUACUUAGCUUUGAGGAUGUUUGUGAUGCGUACAAUGCACGUCCUGUGACGCCUGAGGAUGGCGCUAUGUCUGAUGCCUGGUUGUUCCAUCAAUAUGCACCACCACCAACAUCGCAGCGAGGUGAAAUCUGGGCCUUCUUCAAGCUGCUGAUGGCCCAGUUCAACGACGUGGAGUUUGCGACCAUUAUUCGGGAUGCGGUCAUCGAGCGUUGCCGCUUCAAGUUGCAGCGCGACGAUAAACGAAACUCGGUUGUGCUUGGCAAGAAGCAGCGUUUCCACUCGUGGGGUGGCAAGCGCUCACAGGAUUCACAGGGAUUCCCGGAGACAGUGGCGAUUGUCUCGGGCGCCGCAGGCAUGGAUCACAACUACUAUUAG